AUGAGCCAACAGUUGGUGGCUGCGCCAGGCUUUUGGGCCCUCAUGAUCGUCGUGGCUGGAUGCCUUGCUGGCGCCGGCUAUCUUUUUUGGAGGAGGUCAGCCUCCAAGGGCGAGGAUAUUGAGGAUACCCCCCUCAAAGACAUCAUUGUUAGCGAGCAGCCAGAGGAGACCGGCGAGGAGAUCCAUGCAGGGGAUGAUGUCGAAGCCCGUACACCUCCUGUGAGGGAGAUGGGGAGGAUUGGGUGGAGGUGGGUGGACGGGGUUGGCGGAACGAGUGCAUACCGCGUUUUCCAGCCAAGCCAAAAACUGCAGUUCGCAAGCAAAAAGCAAAAAGCAACGGAGUAUCAAUAA
Molecule: messenger RNA, 351 nt
Organism: Penicillium psychrosexuale
Lineage: Eukaryota; Fungi; Ascomycota; Eurotiomycetes; Eurotiales; Aspergillaceae
Exons: 2
Coding region: 1-351 (116 amino acids)
Source: RefSeq, a predicted model, not a curated record